AUGGCAGUCUGUGCUCUAGUGUCCGCUCGCGUUCGGGACCAAGCAAUCUUCAAUUCUUCUUGGGACGUUGAAGAAUUAUCCGAAACGCCUUCGGAGACCUUCUAUGAUGCUGCUAUUCGUUACAGUGCCGGCCACGAAGACUGCAGGAAAGCUCACUCUCUCAAUACACUACGAUGUUUUGCUUUGCUUGCCCUCACAGCCAUUCAAUAUGGCAAAAUUCGCGAAAUGCAGCUGUACCUGGGAAACUAUCACACUUUCGUGGCUAUGGAUGGGUUACAUGAUGAAUCGAACUGGCCUAAAAACAUUGGAAUCGUUGAGACGGAAGAGAGGCGGCGAUUGAUUUGGUCCAUGUACACCUUGGAGGUCUAUUCAUCCAUAAUUUGGAACGGGGUCACACGAUGUCGGGCACAGCAGAUCAAAGUUGCCUAUACUACGGAGAUGGACGACGAUUUGUUCAAUGACUUGGGCUACAAUCAACCAGCAUUAUCUCCGGUUGACAUUGGGCCAAGCCCCGGUGGCAGGUGGGAUGAUGUGAAAACCGGCAGCUGGCUCUGUGGAUGGAACUUCACGACCGAUCUAUAUCGGAUCCUAGAGUUUGUUAUUACCAACUUUCGCGACCAAAAGCGACACAAGCGUACGUCGCUUAGCGAUAUGUUCGAUAAUAAGACUGCCCUUUCCGCCUCUUCGGUCCAGGACUCCAUCAUGGCGGCGUACCGCAAUCUUCCACGCUGUUUUAAAGAAUUUCCAGAAGUAACAUGCAACCCCUCAAGUGAUCGAUAUGGAUUUCAGGCCGCCAACAUCACCGCUACUAUCCAGUUACUUCGAAUGAUGCUGUUUGCCUCAGCCGGCGGCACAAUCGAAGAACGUUGUAAGAUUGCGAGUGAGGUCGUGGAUGCCUUCAUGCGCAUUCCGGUUGCUUAUCUGAGAGCCAUAAGUUCUCCACUCCUUCAUCACCUUGCUGGUAUUGGCGCUAUUCUAGGCAGUGUUCUUGAGGAGCCUCUCAGCGAUAUUGCUUAUCAGCAAGUGAGAGUCGUGUUGCUGUCAAUUGCACAACUUCUUGAGAAUCUCGACCAUGGUAUCCAUUCAGCUAUCAAUGCCCAGCGCCUGCGAGACUUGGUAGCGCAAAUUGAGAGCCAUUGGAAUCAACUCCGCAAUUGUUCUGAAGGCGAGGCCAGUCCUCAGGCCAAUUCGACCUUUCAAACUUCCCACGGCCUGCGUCAUCCCGACAUGCUGAGGACCAUACCUUCUCAGCUGGCCACAAGUAUAUUUGAAGACUGGCCCUGGAAUCUUGGGCUUAUGCAAGCCGCAGACAGUUGGUCGCCUAACAAUCUGGUCUCAGACGUUGGGGAUUAA
Molecule: messenger RNA, 1353 nt
Organism: Exophiala bonariae
Lineage: Eukaryota; Fungi; Ascomycota; Eurotiomycetes; Chaetothyriales; Herpotrichiellaceae
Exons: 3
Coding region: 1-1353 (450 amino acids)
Biological process (GO): DNA-templated transcription
Molecular function (GO): zinc ion binding; DNA binding
Source: RefSeq, a predicted model, not a curated record